Messenger RNA from Stereum hirsutum FP-91666 SS1, 1842 nucleotides. RefSeq lists its product as uncharacterized. The record is from RefSeq and is a predicted model, not a curated record. Gene Ontology annotation, molecular function: serine-type endopeptidase activity; tripeptidyl-peptidase activity. Gene Ontology annotation, biological process: proteolysis. The coding region runs from base 1 to 1842 and encodes 613 amino acids. Lineage: Eukaryota; Fungi; Basidiomycota; Agaricomycetes; Russulales; Stereaceae. The transcript has 19 exons.
AUGCGGUUCUUUCUGGGCCUCGUCGCCCUGGCCUGCGCCACAGCUCUCGCUGCCCCGUCCACUCGUAUCACCCAUGUUCUGCACGAACGACGCGCGAUAGAGCCCAGCGAAGACUGGGAAAUAACUGGCAGAGUCGAAGGAUCCCGCGUGCUUCCUCUCCGUAUCGGACUGACCCAGUCCAACCUCCACGAACUCGAGAGCCUGCUCAUGGACGUCUCGCACCCGGAAUCGUCUCUCUAUGGGCAGCACUGGUCAGCCAAACAGGUCGCGGAUCACUUUGCACCGAGCGAUGAGGCGAUUUCGGCUGUGCGUGCUUGGCUGAAUGACGCCGGCUUCGACGAGGAGAGGAUGAAGUUGUCGCAUAGCAAGGGAUGGGUGGAAGUUAAUGCGACGGUUUCUGAGGUGGAGGAGCUGCUUCAGACGGAAUAUAACGUCUACACGCAUACCUCAGGUGACGAGCAGAUCGGAUGUCACUCGUACUCGGUCCCCGAACACGUUCGCGAGCACAUCGACCUCAUUAAACCUACAGUCCACUUCAACCACCGCAUCGGCCAAGUCCCUCCAGGCUCUCGUCGCCGCAAGCGCGUCGAAAACCGUCUGGGUAUGCCAUCGAGCAACACCGGUCCGAAGACGAACGGGCAGAAAGUCACGAUCACCCCCGUGCUAGAGAAUUGCGAUGAAAACAUCACGCCGGAUUGUUUAAGGGCUUUGUACUCUGUGAAUUACACCCCGGUCGCUACGGAUAUCAAUUCGUAUGGUAUAGUUGAGUUCACCCCACAGGCCUUCUUGGCCGAUGAUUUGGAUCUGUUCUUCGCCAACUUCUCCCCGAGCCAAAUCGGAACGCGUCCCAACUUGAUUUCCAUCGAUGGUGGCACUGCACAGACGCAGGACCAGAGCUUCGACUUCAACGGCGAGAGUGAUCUGGAUUUGGAGUACGCGUUCGCGCUCACGAAUCCUCAGCCCCUCACGUUGUUGCAGACGGGAGAUAUUCCGGAAGGUGCAUCUUUCAAUAACUGGCUCGAUGCUGUCGAUGCGUCGUUUUGUACAUUCGAGGGCGGCGAUGAUCCUACUCAGGACGGGAUAUACCCGGACCCUCUCCCAGGCGGUUUCAAAGGACCAGAAUCCUGUGGGAUCAUCUCUCCGCCGAACGUCGUCUCCGUUUCGUACGGUCAAGACGAAGCCUCCGUCACCGCAGCCUACGCGAACCGACAGUGCGCAGAGUACGGCAAACUCGGCAUGCUGGGGACCACCGUUCUCUAUUCAAGUGGGGACGACGGUGUCGCGGGCGGCGGCGGCGUAUGUCUUACUGCGAACGGUACACCUUCCACGAGGGGAACUCGGUUCAGUCCUGGAUUCCCCGUGACCUGUCCGUUUAUCACCGCUGUGGGCGCCACGCAGGUGAACCCUGGUAGCACCGUGAACGAUCCCGAGGGCGCAUGCGAACAGGUAAUCUUCAGUGGAGGCGGGUUCAGCAAUAUCUUCCCGAUGCCGUCGUACCAAGCCGCAGCCGUAACGAACUUCUUGACGAAUCACCCCCCGCCGUUCACGGCCGCGCAAUUCAACAACAGUGGCACUGUCCGAGCGUUCCCUGAUUUGUCUGCGAAUGGAGCCAACUAUGUCAUCGGUAUCGACGGCGAAUUCGAGCUCGUCUUUGGAACCUCGGCCUCUUCACCCGUCGUAGGCUCCCUGAUCACGCUCAUAAACGACGCGCGUCUCGCAGCCGGGAAAGGACCCGUCGGCUUCAUUAACCCUGCGAUUUACUCGUCCGACUUCGCGGCUGGGUUCAACGAUAUCACUAUGGGCGGGAAUCAAGGAUGUGGUACGUCUCCUCGCUCUCUUUAA